This is a messenger RNA of Drosophila novamexicana, 2221 nucleotides long. RefSeq names its product heat shock 70 kDa protein cognate 1 (gene Hsc70-1). Lineage: Eukaryota; Metazoa; Arthropoda; Insecta; Diptera; Drosophilidae. The coding region runs from base 254 to 2173 and encodes 639 amino acids. Gene Ontology annotation, biological process: protein refolding; cellular response to unfolded protein; vesicle-mediated transport. Gene Ontology annotation, molecular function: misfolded protein binding; ATP-dependent protein folding chaperone; heat shock protein binding. The record is from RefSeq and is a predicted model, not a curated record. Gene Ontology annotation, cellular component: plasma membrane; nucleus; cytoplasm. The transcript is spliced from 3 exons.
UUGUGGCGGUUGCAUGUUUGAAAAAUCGUGUGAAUUACGCUUCUUUUGAUGUUGAACGGUCUGAUGAGUAUUCUAGAUUCUCAUUCUGGCAACGUGAUUACAAACAGCAGACGCUGUGGAGCUGCAAAGAGAGAAAACGCUCGAAUUCCUGCGAAUUUUGACAUUCGUUCUUUUGUUUUUGAUCAUAUCCCUGUAUCUAUAUCGUUUUGCAUUUUAAACAAAAAACUGGCGUAGUAUUUUGGCCGCAGCAAAUAUGCCCAAAUUACCAGCAGUUGGCAUUGAUCUUGGUACAACAUAUUCGUGUGUCGGCGUCUUUCAGCAUGGCAAAGUUGAGAUCAUUGCCAACGAUCAGGGCAACCGGACCACGCCCAGCUAUGUGGCCUUUACGGAGUCGGAGCGUCUCAUUGGCGAUGCGGCCAAAAAUCAGGUGGCCAUGAAUCCAAAUAAUACAAUUUUCGAUGCCAAGCGGCUGAUUGGACGCAAAUUCGACGAUGCAACGGUGCAGAGCGACAUGAAGCAUUGGCCUUUUGAGGUCAUCUCGGAGAAUGGCAAGCCGCGCAUACGCGUCGAGUACAAGGGUGAGAAGAAGAGUUUCUAUCCGGAGGAGGUGUCCUCCAUGGUGCUGACCAAGAUGAGAGAAACAGCCGAGGCGUAUCUGGGCGGCACGGUUACCGAUGCGGUGGUCACAGUUCCGGCCUAUUUCAAUGAUUCGCAGAGGCAGGCGACCAAGGACGCGGGCACCAUAGCCGGGCUCAAUGUGCUGCGCAUCAUCAAUGAGCCGACGGCGGCGGCGAUUGCCUAUGGCCUGGACAAGCAGGGCACCAGUGAGCGCAAUGUGCUCAUUUUCGAUUUGGGUGGCGGCACCUUCGAUGUCUCCGUGCUGACCAUCGAGGACGGCAUCUUCGAGGUGAAGGCCACGGCCGGCGAUACCCAUCUGGGCGGAGAGGACAUUGACAAUCGCAUGGUCAACCACUUUGUGCAGGAGUUCCAGCGCAAGCACAAACGUGAUCUCAGCCAAAGUAAGCGCGCCCUGCGACGUCUGCGCACUGCCUGUGAGCGCGCCAAGCGCACCCUGUCCUCCUCCAGCCAGGCCAACAUCGAGAUUGAUUCGCUGUUCGAGGGCAUCGACUUUUACACGUCCGUAACGCGCGCCCGCUUCGAGGAGCUUAACGGGGAUCUGUUUCGCAGCACCAUGGAGCCGGUGGCCAAGGCUCUGCGAGAUGCCAAAAUGGACAAGGGUCAGAUACAUGACAUAGUGCUGGUGGGUGGUUCCACCAGGAUACCCAAGGUGCAGCGUUUGCUGCAGGACUUCUUCAACGGCAAGGAGCUGAACAAGUCCAUCAAUCCGGAUGAGGCUGUCGCCUACGGUGCUGCCGUCCAGGCAGCCAUACUUCACGGCGACACAUCAGAGGCUGUGCAGGAUCUGCUCCUGCUCGAUGUUACGCCACUCUCGCUGGGCAUCGAGACGGCCGGCGGUGUUAUGACCGCGUUGAUUAAACGCAACUCGACCAUACCCACAAAACAGACACAGAUCUUCACCACCUAUGCGGACAAUCAGCCCGGCGUUCUGAUACAGGUUUACGAGGGUGAGCGGGCCAUGACCAAAGACAAUAAUAUACUGGGCAAAUUCGAGCUGACGGCCAUUCCGCCAGCGCCGCGUGGUGUGCCCCAAAUUGAGGUAACCUUUGACAUAGACGCCAAUGGCAUACUCAAUGUCAGCGCUGCUGAGAAGUCAACGGGCAAGGUGAAUCGCAUCACCAUUACCAAUGACAAGGGCCGGCUCUCCAAGGAGGACAUUGAGCGCAUGGUCAACGAGGCCGAAUCGUACCGCCAGGCGGACGAUCAGCAGCGCGCGCGUGUCGAUGCCAAGAACCAAUUGGAAAGCUAUUGCUUUCACAUUCGAGCCACGCUCGAGGAUGAGCAGCUGCGCAGCCGCAUCAGCGAUGCGGACAGGGAGACGAUCGCCCAGAAGUGCAACGACACCAUCAGCUGGCUGGAUGCCAAUCAGCUGGCCGAGCAGCAGGAGUUCGAGCACAAGCAACAGGAGCUGGAGCGCAUCUGUAAUCCCAUCAUGACCAGACUCUACCAGGGCGCUGGCAUGCCGCCGCCCACACAGAAUUCCGGCGGCGGCGCCGGCGGUGCCGGUGGCCCGACCAUCGAGGAAGUCGACUAAUGGCUCAAAUUAUUCUUAUUGUUGCAACUAAUUUGUUAGCAACCCCCA